Molecule: messenger RNA, 999 nt
Organism: Musa acuminata subsp. malaccensis (wild Malaysian banana)
Lineage: Eukaryota; Viridiplantae; Streptophyta; Magnoliopsida; Zingiberales; Musaceae
Source: RefSeq, a predicted model, not a curated record
CUGCGUCGGGCCACUCACUCACUCGCUCGCUGCCUGCCAUGGCUCUCCGAACCCUCUUCACCAAGAAAGCCCUAACUCGAGCUUCCGGCUUGGGGCCCCUUGGUGCGGCCGCCGGGGAUCGGGGCCUUGGAUCGGGUCUCGGCCAGGCGCGGGGCCUCACGGCCGCCAGCCUCCCGGACCUGCCCUACGACUACGGCGCCCUCGAGCCCGCCAUCAGCGGCGAGAUCAUGCGGCUCCACCACCAGAGGCACCACCAGGCGUACGUAACCAACUACAACAACGCCCUCGAGCAGCUCGAGGCGGCCGUAGCCAAGGGGGACGCCCCGGCGGUGGUCCGGCUGCAGGGCGCCAUCAAGUUCAAUGGUGGAGGUCAUAUCAACCACUCGAUCUUCUGGAACAACCUCAAGCCUGUAAAAGAAGGUGGCGGUGAGCCUCCACACAGUGCACUUGGUUGGGCAAUCGACACAGACUUUGGUUCCUUAGAGGCUUUGGUGCAGAAAAUGAAUGCAGAAGGUGCUGCUCUACAGGGAUCUGGAUGGGUGUGGCUAGCUCUGGAUAAGGGAAGUAAGAAACUCAGCGUUGAGACCACUGCAAAUCAGGAUCCACUGGUGACAAAAGGUUUGCACAUGGUUCCUUUGCUUGGUAUUGAUGUUUGGGAACAUGCAUACUACCUGCAGUACAAGAAUGUAAGACCAGACUAUCUGAAAAACAUAUGGGAUGUGAUAAACUGGAAAUAUGCCAGUGAAGUGUAUGAGAAAGAGACUGCAUAAUGUUUGCUUUCAUUCUCUUCCCGGUCGUGUUUAAUCUCGAGGAAUUUUGUAUCAAAUAAGGUAGUUGUCGUGACAUGACGGAAAUUACACUUCAUUGCUUUCAAUUAAAUCUGCAGUAUCUAUCAAUGCCCCAGGUUUUUCUCUUUACCAGUAGAUCUACUCAUGUAUCAAUUUAGCAACUGGAGUAUAUAUGGUACCUGUCAAUAAAUUCAUCGGAUUUCGGAAAAAA